AUGCCGUUGGGGCUUACGCUAGGUGUUGCAAAAGCCGAAAAGGUGGAACUCUCCAAAGAUGCACCUCUGUCAGAAUGGCCGGGUGUGCGUGGUAUUUCUGGCUAUGAUGAGGGUAACUACGUCGCUGUCUUGUUCUUGGCUUGGGCAUACAUCCUAUCGGCGAAAUGGGCAGAGUUGCUCGAUCGCUCCGAGAUGCACCAGUGUUCAACGAAGUACUCAUACGAAACUGGCAAAGAACCCGAAGAUUCAGUUCAGCCAGAGGUGAUAGAGGUCGAUUUGCCUCCAGAUGCAAACGAAGCCGAGAUCGUCUGGUGGAACGCUGUACUCUCGGGAACACCAACAUGGGAUAUAUCCGUGGAAUAUGAGUCCGAGAAAUUCGUUUCUCCAUGGGCUGUUUCAUUAAGCGGAGCGACAUUAUUGCGAGCGAAACAAGAAAACCAUCUCCAGUCCUCAAUGCAUAAGCCUCCAUCAUCAACAACAGCCUUCCAAUACCUCACCCGGUUCUGCGAUCACCACCGCAUCUAUGCCCAAUGCACAGCAGCGCUAUCAGCAACCUUUUUCACGCGUAAUCCCUUGGUCCGCACGGCACCUACUCUUCCAAUCCCAAGAUCUGCCAAGGACUCCGAGUGCUACUCGACUCCAACAAGCCCCCAAUCGGUCGCGGCUCUAAUCUCCGAGCACGAAAAACUCCUCCCAUACUAUAUGACCCUAAGCAGCCAAGUGUGGUCCACGACCUUGCCCGCACUUACAAGUAUGUGCUUCAAUCCAGACAUACCCUGCAAUCUAGUCAGCGCAUGGAUCAACGCAGCCUUUGCAGUAAUGGAUCCAAUCGUGAAAGAAGGCGACAUCAUACGUCUUCUCAACGGCCUCUCAGCACAUCAACCGCGCCUAGCCAGUCUCUGGCUCGGCGCUGCGAUCAUGGGUGCGAGUAGCAUAUACCUGAAACACUGCGAGCAGGGGAUGACGGUACCUUCACUUGAGGCCGAGGCGUGGAUGGGGGUUACGACUACGUUUUUGACACAACCACCGCGUAUCUACGCUAAGGAUGCAGACUCCAUCCAGCGCGAGGAUGAGUGCAAGCUGCUGUUCCUCGCGACGCCCAGUGACGGGAGCUACGACCAUGGCUAUGUUAUUUGCUGGACGUGGAGGCCAUUUGGUAGUACAAAAGUCUGUGAUACGGAUAUUCUGCUUCGAGAGCAUCUAGGGUGUGGGUGCCAUGCUUUGGAAUAUGAGGGUUGGUCUUGGGAGCUUGGAGAUGGGUCGAGGAUUGAGGAUACGGGCGUAGAAGCCCGGCUUGCAUCGUUGCUUUAUUCGACCUCUACAUCUAGAUCUAUGUCCGCGCCUGUUUCUAUGUGUGUGUCUUGUCCGAAACAAGGGGCUACUUCUGCGGAUCUUCCCGCUCUACCGAAAGAUUGUGAGUAUGAUCUGUACUCAGAGCAGAAAUCGACUAAUCCCACUCGAGGGAUAUUUUGUUGGCUUCGGUUGGAUGGUUUCCCGGCGAAUGAAAAGGGGAUAUACCAGCACUCUUGGGUUGUGAUUGGGAGAAGAAAGGACGAGGAGGUGGAUGAAUACGAGUCUGAUGAUUCUACGGCUGGUGCUCGAGCUCAAAGAGUUGAAAAUUAA
Messenger RNA from Penicillium vulpinum, 1623 nucleotides. RefSeq lists its product as uncharacterized. The record is from RefSeq and is a predicted model, not a curated record. Lineage: Eukaryota; Fungi; Ascomycota; Eurotiomycetes; Eurotiales; Aspergillaceae. The transcript has a single exon. The coding region runs from base 1 to 1623 and encodes 540 amino acids.